AUGGUCUUCCUGGCGCCGUCCUUUGGUGUCGGGGCCCUCCUGCUCCGCCAGGUCAAAUCCGAGACACGGACUUGGCUUGACUUUCUGCUCGAUGCUUCCAAGCAGCUGUUUGGCUGCUUGCUGCUGUGGGGCAUCCACUGCUUAUGGAGGCCCAGCGACGAGGUCUUGCGGCUGUCCGAGCCCGCUGCAGAAGCCACGUGCGGCGUCGUGUUCCAGUACUUGUUGCUUCAGAGCCUCAGCCGAGUCCUGGAGAUAUCUACCGGCCGUACCGAUUUCCGAACUGGGGAAUACCGUGAUGAUGCGGAUCUCAUGGUGCCAGGCAGAUACAUAUGCCAGCUUCUGGUUUGGCUGGCCUGCGUCUGCGCCUCCGAAUGGGCGCUCCAGACGCUUUCCCUCCCCGGCCUUUUUCGAGGCCCUGUAGUCCUACUGUUGGAUCUUACAUCUUGGAGUUCGAGCCUUGCAGACUUGACAGAGCUGCUCGUGCCAUGUGUCGCGUUGGCCCUGCAGUUCUGGCUCACGGAUUGCUUCAUCCAGAAAGGCGGGCUGCCUCCGUGGCAGGCUGUGGCCCUGGUGAUCUGGGCCUCAGCAAGUGCCAUUGGAAGCCUGCUGUCCGCACUGGCUGCAACCUGCCGGGGUCUCGUCAGGCUGUGGCCAUCGGCUGGGCCACUGGGCGAGCCCUUGCUUGAUGAAGAGGAGGGCGAGUGCCAGGCGAAAGUGGAACCGAAGCAGGAGGUGCCGGAAGUGCCGGAGCUGCCAAAGGCCCGCGGCGCGCUGUUACGUGCAGCCGUCGCGGAGGAUGCAGCUGAUUUCAUCAAGUCCCCUCCUGUGCUGCCAAGCAUUGGCAGCCUGCCGUCCCCGCGUGCGAAGAAGCCAUGGCUGCCGCCAGCAGUCACAGACCUUGGCCCGGCAAAGGCACCCUUCCAGCAAUUUGAAAACCUGAGUGGGAUGUUCGCAGAGCGAGAUUCUGAACUCAAAGAAUUGCAUGAAGAACUCGAUGAGCUGCUGGGUGGCCUUGGACUCGAGCACUUGAUGCAGACUCCUUCGCCUUCACCAGCGUCUCCUGGCUCGCCUGAGCUCGUAAACCGUAUCUCCAAGAAGGCUGCACCGGCGUCACCGGCGCCAGCGCCUGUGGUGCCGGCACCGGCACCUGGGCCGGUUGGUCCAGAUCCGAGUGGCCCGGUUGCCCGGAGCCUUCCAUGCUUGGCCACAAGCUUUUCGCGCGCUUCGCGUGGACCGCGGGCAGAAGGCAAGCCGGAGGGGCCCGUGCUGCCCGUGCCACAUGGGCCCACUGGCCCGACCCCGAGGACAGUUUGGGGCAGCCCUCAAAGCUUUGGAACUUCACCUCGUUCACCUCACCAUGUUGCCGGCUCGGUGAGGUCUGAGCCAGGUGCCGCACCGCCAUUGCCACAGCAAGCCACGUCCACACACCGGGCGCUGCCGGUGGCUGAAGGAGGCUCCGAUUGCACCACGUCGCCGUCCCAGCGCUGGGAGCGGAAGUCGCGACGCUACGAUGUCCUGGACAGGAAGAUUGACUCUCUGCUGUCUGCACUCGGUACUUCGAGCACGCAGCCCACAAAUGCGGAGAACGGCCUGUCAGGCCCCUCCCAGGACGAGGAGAGACAAAGUGCGUCUGGCGUGGAUGAGCGGAUUCAACGUCUUCAAGAGAAGAUGCAGCAGCUGUUUCUUGAGCGCGCGCAGGGUGCACCUGGCAGAGGCGAUGCUGCCUCUGCCCAAAAUGUGUCGGAGGAGAGAAAGGAGCAGGGUGAUGGCGAUGGGAUGUUUGACUUCGACGAAAUCGAGGCCGAUGCAACUCGGCAGGCUGUCACUGAGACGGCAAAAGCAGGCGGCACUGUGCCUGUGGAGGUGCGCUUCGUCUUGCAAGGUGAGAAGUGGAGCCGCAGCUUUGAGGUGCCGGCAGGGUCCUCGGUGAAUGACCUCAGGCGCGAGAUGGCGGCAGAAGAGGCCGAGUGGAUCCAGCUGUAUCGGUUCGGCCGACAGGUGGAUCCCAGUGAGGUGUUGAACAAGGCAGCGCGAUUCGACUUCGCGUUCCGACCACCGGCUUCGGUGGCUUCGAAGCCUGCUCCCUUUUGCCCUGAGGCUGUGUCGCAAAGAUGGAAGGACCAUGCAGAGGUCCGUGUUCACAUCGACCACGUGCUCGGCCUGAGCCACCGGAUUCCUGUGAAGGAGGGCACCACCAUCUCAGAGCUGAAGGCAGCGAUGGCUUCAGCGGACCCGACAUCAGCUUCUCGUCCAGAGGACUUCGAGCUCUGCAUCACGGGGGGUCCUCGCCAUCCGCUGGCAGGAAAUGUGGUCUUGUCCGACGUCGGGCUUUGGCAACUGGACCUGCUGCCGCCCUGA
This is a messenger RNA of Symbiodinium necroappetens, 2358 nucleotides long. The record is from the annotation of a GenBank genome assembly. NCBI's taxonomy places the organism in Eukaryota, Dinophyceae, Suessiales, Symbiodiniaceae.